Molecule: messenger RNA, 2514 nt
Organism: Anthostomella pinea
Lineage: Eukaryota; Fungi; Ascomycota; Sordariomycetes; Xylariales; Xylariaceae
Source: the annotation of a GenBank genome assembly
AUGGAUUUUCUUGGUGGUAACGUAUUGCCCGCGAGUCCGGAAACCCGAAUCUAUCUUGCCGGAGUAGGUGUGGUCCUCGUCGUGGGACUGUGCUUCUCAACACUAUCUACGAAGAAAGCCAAGGACGAUCAGAACCCGACUCUCCUUCAGUCAUUAUGGCUGUUCUUCUACUCCUGCUUCCUCAAGCCCCACAAUGGCGAUGCCAAGGGAACACAACAAGAUGCCCUUGAGAGCUUCUACAAGACGCAGGCCGGCGCCUACGAUGCCACCAGGAAGGCUCUCCUCAAGGGCCGCGAGGACAUGCUAGCUCUCGCUGCUGCUCAACUCGUGUUUAAGGCCAAAAAGGACGGUGCGGUUUCGAAUGAGACCAGACGCAUCUGGGUUGAUGUCGGCGGUGGCACAGGCUGGAACAUAGAGACCAUGUCCAGGUUUGUGGACGUGCCCAACUUCUUCGACAGUGUCUAUCUUGUCGACUUUUCGCCGUCGCUCUGUGAGGUUGCUCGCAAGCGGUUUGACAGACUUGGCUGGAGGAAUGUCAAGGUUAUCUGCCAGGACGCGAGAAAGUUCCGCCUUGACCAAUACGAACCAGUCAGCCCAGGGUGUCGCUCGUGGUCGCCGAGCAUGGGCUACUUCACAGAGGACGGCCCCAAGCAUGGCGGCGCCAGCUUGAUAACUAUGUCCUAUAGCCUGUCUAUGAUUCCUGACUACUAUUCUGUCAUUGACGCGCUUCCGUCUCUCCUGGCUCCUGACGGCAUCAUCAGUGUCGUGGACUUCUACGUGCAGUCUGAGGUGGAUGUCAGCUUCCGGAACUAUACUGGCGGUCUUAUUGACCGUCAUGUCAACUUCUUGGGGAGGACGUUCUGGCGCGCGUGGUUCGAUAUAGACAGAGUCGCUUUGGAGCCAGGCAGACGAGACUUUCUUGAGUACCGCUUCGGCACAGUCCUCAAUGUCAACGCUCGCAACAACAUUCUGGGAGCUAUUCCCUACUAUAUCUGGCUGGGCACUCACAAGCGCCCGGUCUCGCCGAGCCUCCCGCACGACGUCGUGGAAAAGGUUGAUGCGCUGGUCACGGAGUCGCCCUAUCUACAUCCGGCCAACCACUCAGCCGCUCUCUCGCGCGCAGUCGAGAAAGCUGCACCAGAGAUCCGAUCCAAGGCUUUCGACGCAGCGAUCGUCAACCUCUCCUCUAACCUGCCGCUUCCGUCUUCCUUCUACCAGAACCACCACUACCGCAUCUACUAUGACGAUCAGCUCAAGAAGCAUACCCAGUUCAACGACGAGUACAUCUACGCCUUUACCUGGGAAGACACCCGCGUCGACGAACGCAUCCUGAAGCUAAAGCCCGACGAUGUGGUUCUCGCCAUCACAAGUGCCGGCGACAACAUCUUGUCCUACGCGCUCCAGAGCCCAGCUCGAAUCCAUGCUGUCGAUCUGAACCCGACUCAGAACCACUUGCUCGAGCUCAAGAUAGCUGCAUAUUCGUCGUUGCAAUACGAAGACUUCUGGAAGAUCUUUGGCGAGGGAAAGCACCCCGACUUCCGCUCCUUGCUCAUCUCCAAGAUGUCGCCUCACCUGUCGAGCCGCGCUUUCCAGUACUGGCUCAGCAACCACCACAUCUUCACCAAGAGCCAAGGCGGGCUUUACGACACCGGCGGCUCGAAGCACGGUAUCCGUAUCUUCCGCUGGAUCACUCGGGUAUUCGGGUGCCGCUCCGCCGUCAAGGAUCUGCUCACCGCGAAGACCCUCAACGAGCAGAGAGAGAUCUGGCGCACCCGGAUCCGACCCGCCCUCCUCUCCCGGCUCGUCUCCAAAUUCGUCGUCAGCCAAGAAUCAUUCCUCUGGACCGCCCUCGGCGUGCCGAAGAACCAACUAGCCAUCAUCGAGCAAGAUCACGCCCUCUCCGACGCCGUACGCGGCCCGAACGCGACAGCCAAGAACACGCGCUCGCACGCCAUCUGGGCGUACAUGGUCAGCACCCUCGACCCGAUGGUCGAGUGCACGCACAUCGCGGCCGACAACCCGUACUACUACGUCUGCCUCGAGGGCAAGUUCUCGCGGCGGUGCCACCCGGACUACCUGGCGCCCAAGGCGCACGCACGCCUCGCCCGGUCUGGUGCUCUGGACAACCUGCGCAUCCACACGGACGAGAUGGACGAGGUGCUCGCGCGCAUGACGCCCGGCACGCUCACCGUCGCCGUCGUCAUGGACAGCAUGGACUGGUUCGACCAAAACUCCAACGCGGCGGCGGCGCAGAUCACGAAGCUCAACCGCGCGCUCAAGAUGGGCGGACGCGUCCUGCUGCGCUCGGCUGGCCUGCGGCCCUGGUACCUGAAGGAGUUUGAGAGGCAUGGCUUUGUGUCGAGGUGCGUGGGGUCGCGUGAGGGCGGCAAGUGCAUUGAUCGGGUUAAUAUGUAUGCUUCGUGCUGGAUCUGCACCAAGAGGGAUAAUCUGGCGCCGCCGACUCCGGACUUGGAUUCUAUGGUCGGGGCUGAUAUCGCGAGUCUGGAGAUCUGA